Messenger RNA from Perca fluviatilis (European perch), 1174 nucleotides. RefSeq names its product putative protein TPRXL. NCBI's taxonomy places the organism in Eukaryota, Metazoa, Chordata, Actinopteri, Perciformes, Percidae. The coding region runs from base 64 to 957 and encodes 297 amino acids. The transcript is spliced from 6 exons. Gene Ontology annotation, cellular component: cell surface. The record is from RefSeq and is a predicted model, not a curated record. Gene Ontology annotation, molecular function: signaling receptor activity.
ACAGUUCCUGGUUUACCAGUGAAGAAGAAAGAGAGGCAGCGUUAAACCAUCAGAUCCUCCAACAUGAACGUCUGUCAGUCUCUGAUCUGCUUCUUCUUCCUCACACUGCAGGAUGGAAACAUUGGUCUCAUCAAUGCAGAAAUCAUCGAGAGUACAGGAACUGAAGGAGGAAACAUCACAGUUGGAUGCUCCUUCACUUUCUCUGGAAAGAGGAGAAUCUUCUGUAAGGACGAAUGUAAAGAUGGAGACAUUCUCAUUGAGACAGAAGAGGAGACAGCACAGAGAGGCAGAUACGGCAUUGAAUAUAAAAAUUCAAUAAUGUCUGCUACAGUUCUGUAUGUGAGCAUCACAAAGCUGAAUAAGUCUGACUCAGGACGGUAUAAAUGUCGUUUGGACAGAUCUUUAUUCCCAGCAUCAGACCAGGAGAUUGAGAUCCGAGUUACAGAUGCUCCAACCUCUCCUCUCAGACCUUCUUCACCAUCAGUCCCAUCAGCCUCCACACUGAUGACAUCACAGAGUUUAAACUCCACACCUUCAUCAGACUCCACACUGAUGACAUCACAGAGUUUAAGCUCCACACCUUCAUCAGACUCCACACUGAUGACAUCACAGAGUUUAAGCCCCACACCUUCAUCAGCCUCCCCUGAAGCCAGCAAGCAGCCUCGACAGAAACACACAGCACCAGCUGCACCUGCAGCUCCAGAUCUCCCCCUGGUUUUGGGUGUGUGUGUCCCUGUGGUGGUGGUGGUGGUGCUGGCUGCUGUUCUGCUGUUCUUCUACAAAAAGAGGACUAAGCACUCUGAUGGUUCAAACCAAAGAGGAAACACAGACAUCACCAGGACUGAGAUUAACAUCUAUGAGAACUGCCCUCCACUCUCCACCCGUGCAGACACCACCUACCAGAGUCUGGAUCCAGCCUCCAGGGAUCCGGACCGCAUCUACUCUACUCUCUCUUAGAUACAACACCUAUGAUGAUGUCAGCAAGAGUUUCUGCUGAAUGCACAGCGAAGCUUGGCUGCUGCUCAUGGCAGUGAAGGAUUUUAUUACCAACCAGAAGCGUUUCUAGGACUUGAGGAGGUUCAGGACUUAGCCCGGACCCAUUUAAAGGAACACGCCGACUUAUUGGGACUUUAGCUUAUUCACCGUAUCCCCCAGAGUUAGACAGAGUAGAAGU